Molecule: messenger RNA, 4911 nt
Organism: Globicephala melas (long-finned pilot whale)
Lineage: Eukaryota; Metazoa; Chordata; Mammalia; Artiodactyla; Delphinidae
Gene: TAB1
Product: TGF-beta activated kinase 1 (MAP3K7) binding protein 1
Biological process (GO): protein dephosphorylation
Cellular component (GO): cytosol
Molecular function (GO): protein serine/threonine phosphatase activity
Source: RefSeq, a predicted model, not a curated record
AAUCAUGCUUUUGUCUAUUUCUGCUGCCCAGGAGUUUGAGAUGAGUCUCUGGGGACUUUUAUGGACUACUUUUUUUUUAAAUUAAUUAAUUUAUUUUAUAUUUGGCUGUGUUGGGUCUUCGUUGCUGUGCUCAGGCUUUCUCUAGUUGCGGAGCAGCAACCAAGCUGGACGGAUGACCUGCCGCUCUGCCACCUCUCUGGAGUUGGCUCAGCCUCCAACCGCAGCUACUCUGCUGAUGGCAAGGGCACUGAGAGCCACCCACCAGAGGACAACUGGCUCAAGUUCAGGAGUGAGAACAACUGCUUCCUGUACGGGGUCUUCAACGGCUACGAUGGCAACCGGGUAACCAACUUCGUGGCCCAGCGGCUGUCUGCGGAGCUCCUGCUGGGCCAGCUCAGCGCUGAGCACACUGAGGCCGACGUGCGGCGGGUCCUGCUGCAGGCCUUCGAUGUGGUGGAGAGGAGCUUCCUAGAGUCCAUCGAUGACGCGUUGGCAGAGAAGGCGAGCCUCCAGUCCCAGCUGCCUGAGGGCGCCCCUCAGCACCAGCUGCCCCCUCAGUAUCAGAAGAUCCUCGAAAGACUCAAGACGUUGGAGAAGGAGAUUUCGGGAGGAGCCAUGGCCGUGGUGGCGGUCCUUCUCAACAACAGGCUCUAUGUCGCCAAUGUCGGUACGAACCGUGCGCUUUUAUGCAAAUCCACGGGGGAUGGUCUUCAGGUGACACAGUUGAACGUGGACCACACCACGGAGAAUGAGGAUGAGCUCUUCCGGCUCUCACAGCUGGGUUUGGAUGCAGGAAAGAUCAAGCAAGUGGGCGUCAUCUGUGGGCAGGAGAGCACCAGGCGCAUUGGGGACUACAAGGUCAAAUACGGCUACACUGACAUCGACCUACUCAGCGCUGCCAAGUCCAAGCCCAUCAUCGCGGAGCCUGAAAUCCACGGUGCACAGCCCCUGGAUGGGGUGACUGGCUUCCUGGUGCUGAUGUCUGAGGGGCUGUACAAGGCCCUGGAGGCAGCCCACGGGCCUGGGCAGGCCAACCAGGAGAUUGCCGCCAUGAUCGACACGGAGUUCGCCAAGCAGACGUCCCUGGAUGCAGUGGCCCAGGCCGUGGUGGACCGGGUGAAGCGCAUCCACAGUGACACCUUCGCCAGUGGCGGGGAGCGUGCCAAGUUCUGCCCAAGGCACGAGGACAUGACCCUGCUGGUGCGGAACUUUGGGUACCCCCUGGGAGAGAUGAGCCAGGCCGCACCCACCCCAGCCCCAGCUGCAGGAGGACGCGUGUACCCCGUAUCAGUGCCUUACUCAAGCGCCCAGAGCACCAGCAAAACCAGCGUGACCCUGUCCCUCGUCAUGCCCUCCCAGGGCCAGCUAGUCAACGGGGCCCACAGCGCCUCCACCCUGGACGAAGCCACUCCCACCCUCACCAAGUAUAGGAUUCCCUGGCGGUCCAGUUUUAAGGUAUAGGAUUCCCUGGCGGUCCAGUGGUUAGGACUCCGUGCUUGAAAGCAGAGGACCUGGGUUCAAUCCCUAGUUGGGGACUAAGGUCCCACAAGACGUGUGGCACAGCCGGAAAAGAAAAAAAAAGUAUAAACCCAUGAGGAUGGGGCAAGCAGGACAGGAGGCAAAUGAGUGCAAUUUUGAAGCUGGAAAGUAAACGUAGAGUGACGGCUGACUUAACGGACUCGGGCUUCCCUGGCGGCGCGGUGGUUUGAGAGUCCGCCUGCCGAUGCAGGGGACACGGGUUCGUGCCUCGGUCCGGGAAGAUCCCACAUGCCGCGGAACGGCUAGGCCCGUGAGCCACGGCCGCUGAGCCUGCGCGUCCGGAGCCCGUGCUCCGCAACGGGAGAGGCCACGGCGGUGAGAGGCCCGCGUACCGCAAAAAAAAAGGACUCAGAAAAGCCACAUGCCAGCCAAGCAGGGUGGCAGCUAAGCCCCAGCAUGAUUUACCCCACAGGACCGCCAAGGGCUCAGCCUGAGCUGGCAGCCCCAAGUGGGGGUAGUGGAUGGAGGUGAAAUAAGGAGCAGUCAGACCCCCAAAUCCCCUCCCAGAGCUGCUAGGUAGUCACCCUCCCCCACCCCAGCAGGAAACCAGAGGCAUUCUCUGGCAACGGUAAACCAGGGGUCCCUGGCCUGGGGAUAGGGGCAUUGUACUGAAAACAGGGAGCUGAGAGUCAGGGGCUUCUGAGUCUGGGGUCCCACCCUUGUCUCCUGUCCUGCUCCCAGCGACAGCCAGGCCUUUACCCUCCAGGCAGGACACUGAAGGUGCUCUCUGGAGAUUCGAAUCCUCCCAAGAACAAAGUCCCAAAAAUACUGACAUGGGGGGGGGAUCCCCAGCAAGUGCCCCCCAAGCCUCCUUUCAGCAAGAUCAAGUGUCUGUCCUAACACACCCUGAGGGAGCAGCCGUCUCUUCGACAAAGUAUCUAGGACUCUGGUAGAUAAGGUAAAAAAGACAAACAGAACCAGCCUUUACCAUAUGACCGAGCAAUUCCACUCCCAGGAUAUGGAAACAUGUCCACACAGAAUUUAUCCACAAAUGUUCAUAGCACCAUUGCUUAUAACAGCCAAAAGGCAGAAACAACCCAAACAUCCCUCAGUGGGUGAAUGGAUAAGCUAAUGGUGGUCUGUGCAUACAAUGGAAUAUUAUUCAGCCAUAAAAAGCAACGAAGCCCUGAUAGAUUCUAUAAAAUGGAUGACCCUUGAAAACAAUAUGCCCAGUGAAAGAAGACAGGCACAAAAGGUCAUGUAUUACAUAAUUCCAUUUAUAUGAAAUGUCCGGAAUAGGCAAAUCCGUAGAGACAGACAGCAGAUUAGUGGUUGCCAGGGGCUGGGGGAGGAAGGAAUGGGCCUGAUUGCUCAGUGGAUACGCCGUGUUUUUCUGGGGUGAUGAGAAAGUUUGAAACUAGAGAGAGGUGGUGGUUGUCCAAUGUAAACACCCCAGGGACCACAUAGAAUUGUACACUUUCACAUGGUUGAGUGUAUGUUAUGUGAACUUUAUCUGAAUUAAAAACAAACAAGUAAGAGAACCGGCCAAGGCUUCUGAGCUCCAAGUGCCUCCUCUAGACUCGCAAAGCACCUGGAUUAACCCGCGAGGGUUAUGUUUCCAGCAGAGAGAGAAUUCAAACCACAAACGCCAUGCUGGAUUCCGUAGUGGUCACGCUCAAAAAGUGAAAAGAUACAAGUGAAAUUGAUAAGGACAGAGUAAAGGGACAAAGUAGGUGAUUAAAUAGUUAAUCCCAAUAGGGGACUGUAAGUAAAGAAAAAAAGUGUGGGAGACCCCUGUAAGUUAAUGAUAACUCAAGAAAGCAGGUUUGCUUAACCACAAAACCAAGCAGGCUUGCUUAGCAACAAAACCAUGCAACAGAAGCAUGAGAUGCCCCAAAACAAUAAAACAAUGGUGGCAGGAGACCCACAUCCUGCCCAGUGAGCUCAGUAAGUUAAUGAUUCCCAGGACACACUCCUCUGUGUGCGCUAACAAAAAUAUAAGGGUGACAUUAUACUGAAACCUGAGAUGAUUUACCGUAUUUUAGGAUAUGUUAUCACUUUUUGCCCAUUUCUGUUGCACCAUGACAGUCCCAGCUUGACCAUGGAGGGACAAGAAAACUCCCCCACCUGACGUGGAGGAGGAACUGAUGAUGGAAGCUUGACAUCUACUCAAGAGUGAGGAAGAAGGUGGUCUUCUCUCCUCACUUUUCCUUUGAUUAUAAAACUGUAGCCCACUAAGUUCUCGGGGCGUGGCACCCUCUGGCCCACCCGCUUGUAAGCCUCACACGUUCUAUUCUAAUAAGUCACUUCUUAUCUAUCACUUUGCCUCUUGCUGAAUUCUUUCUGCCCCGAGACAUAAAGAACCAGAGCUCCUUGGAGCCCCCAAGACGCAUUGCUGGGGUUUCCAAAUUAAUUUUAGUACUCUACUUCCUUUAACCCAGCAUAGCCAAAAUAUUAUCAUUUCAACAUGCAAUCAAUAUAAAAACUACUAAUGAGAUGGUUCUUUCAUGCUAAGUCUUUGAAACACGGGUGCCUUUACCCGCACAGAGCAUCUCAAGUACAGGAAGGCUGGCCGAGUUCCUGCACUUCAUAGCCACUCGUGGCACAUGGUCACCCCAAUAGGACGGCGUAGCUCUAGAGAGUCUCAAACUAGAGUCUCGGGACAUAAUUUGCAGAGUAUGAGAGUUUUCAAAUUAAAACUGUGAAUUAGGGACUUCCCUAGUGGCGCAGUGGUUAAGAAUCCACCUGCCAAUUGCAGGGGACACGGGUUCGAUCCCUGGUCCAGGAAGAUCCCACAUGCCGCGGAGCAACUAAGCCCGUGUGCCACAACUACUGAGCCUGCGCUCUAGAGCCCGUGAGCUACAACUACUGAAGCCUGCGCGCGUCUAGAGCCCGUGCUCCGCAACAACAGAAGCCACCACAAUGAGAAGCCCACGCACUGAAACGAAGACCCAACGCAGCCAACAAUAAAUUAAUUAAUUUUAAAAAGAACUGUGAAUUAAAAACAAAUUGACGAUAAUCCUAUUUAGGAUCAUCUGAGCAAUCACCUAAAAAUAAGUCCUAAAUUAAACAUAGAAUUACCACAUGAUCCAGCAAAUCCGUUUCUGGGUGCACACCCAGGAGAAGAGAAAGCAGGGACUUGAACAAUUAUUUAUACACCAACGUCCAUGGCAGCAUUAUUCACAGUAGGGAAAAGGUGGAAACAACCCAUCGAUGGAUAAAAUGCCUAUUGACGAUGAAUGGAUAAGCGAAAUGUAUCCACACAGUGGGAUAUUAUUCAACUUAAAAAGGAAGGAAAUUCUGACACAGGCUACAACACAGGAACCUUGAGGAUUACACUAAAGAGAAAUAAGCCAGCCACAAAGACAAAUACUGUGUGUCUCACUCCUAUGCCGUACUUAGGAGUCAAAUUCAUGGAGACGGAAGGUAGAA